GAGGAAUCAAGCAGUGUCCAUUGCGUGUCGUGGAACUUUGAGCUUGAAGACGGAAUUGGUGAUUGGACAACGGCUGGAUGCGAGCUUGUUGAAGCGACCAAUGACAGAGUCAAGUGUAACUGCACCCACGCCACCAACUUUGCCAUCCUUGUGGACGUGAAGGGCCAAGCACCAGAUGAUGGAGAUCGGAGUCCUAAGAAAGCGCUUGAUAUCAUCAGUCAGGUCGGCUGUGUUUUGUCCAUCAUAGCUCUGACUAUAACGAUGGUCAUUUACCUCACUAUCAGGAAACUGCGAAAAAGGAAAUCCCGACAGAUUUUCAUCCAUUUCUGCUUCUCCUUGCUGAUGUUGUAUGUCAUUUUCUUGACUGGUGUUGACAAUGCUAAGGGAUCUGGAGGUGGUUGUGUGUUUGUUGGUGCUUUACUCCACUACUUGACCCUGACCACUAUGAUGUGGAUGGCUGUUGAAGCUAGGAACAUGUACGUCAGCACAGUGAAGGUCUUUCCAGAAGACACUCGUCGAUACAUGCUAAAGGCGAGCCUCGUUGCUUGGGGAUCACCGCUGAUAGUAUUGACAAUCACGUUAGCAGCAGCGACACAUCACUAUAUCAACGACCAUUACUGUUUCCUGCGACCUGAUCUUGUGUUGUACAUCGGUCUCCUUACCCCCAUCGGUCUCAUCCUCAUCCAUAACAUCGUCACUUUCGUCUUGGUCAUGCGUAGUCUCCUGAAGGUCAAAGAGAUAUCACGCUCCCAGCAGAUCUCCAAACGCCUCCAGAAUGCUGUGGGUAUCUCUGUCCUCUUGGGUUUGACGUGGUGUUUUGGGUUCCUGGUCAUCAACGAGGCGGCAUUCGCCUUCCAGCUCAUCUUCUGUCUGGCCAACUCCUUCCAGGGCGUGGUCGUGUUCAUCUUGUUCUGUGUUUGUCGUGAAGAGGUUCGCACGGCCCUGUCUCCGUACAUGCAACGCAUCUGCUGUGGUAGGGAAUACCAUCUACCCAUAAUGCACCCCGACAAGCCAACCGAUGCUGAAAUGGUUCCACUACGGCGCAUACCCAACAGUCAUCCGGGCCAACUGCCGAUUUGGAUAUGUCCAUUACAACACCACAGUAACAGCCAUGAAGCAAAUCAUACUUAGGACACGAAAGAAUUGGCAUCUUUUAAUCCCUUAUAAAGUCCAAAAUUCUGCAAAAUAAACUUCUUUGAAAAACGCUAAAAUUUCGUUUUGAAGGCUUCGCGUCAUUCAUUCUACGGCAGACAAACAGCUUGAUUUCUGAAAUGUUUGAAGAGCAUUUGUUAAAAGAAGGAACGAAAAAGAAAAAAAUCUUGUUUGCACGUUUCAAAGUGGGUUAUUAUUAAAUAUUUAGUA
Acanthaster planci (crown-of-thorns starfish) is the source of this 1362-nucleotide messenger RNA. RefSeq lists its product as uncharacterized. Gene Ontology annotation, cellular component: membrane. Gene Ontology annotation, biological process: cell surface receptor signaling pathway; G protein-coupled receptor signaling pathway. The record is from RefSeq and is a predicted model, not a curated record. Lineage: Eukaryota; Metazoa; Echinodermata; Asteroidea; Valvatida; Acanthasteridae. Gene Ontology annotation, molecular function: G protein-coupled receptor activity.